GAGCUCGCUGGAGCUGCAGGAGCAGUUGUUCUGUGAUCGUCCACCUCACAGGCUGAUGUUGUUUGGAGGAAGAAGAGGGUCCUCCUGAAUUUAGAUUUCCUCCUAAAGAAACAUCUGCGAGCAUUUUACGGACAGCUGCAGAGAUGACCGUGCCUCCCCAUAAAGACACUGCUGCUUGUAAAGUUUUUGUUUUGUCUCCUUUCAGAGGAGCACUGCUUCCUCCUCAGUAUGGAGAAGUACGAGAAGAUUGGGAAGAUUGGAGAGGGCUCAUACGGAGUCGUCUUCAAGUGCAGAAACAAAGACACGGGCCAGAUCGUCGCCAUCAAGAAGUUUGUCGAGUCAGAGGAUAAUCCCAUCAUUAAAAAAAUUGCACUGAGGGAGAUCAGGAUGCUCAAGCAACUGAAACACUCCAACCUGGUGAAUCUGAUCGAAGUGUUUCGACGCAAACGGAAGCUUCACCUGGUCUUCGAGUACUGCGAUCACACAGUCCUCAACGAGCUGGACCGCCAUCCCAGAGGCGUCCCAGAGCAUCUUGUAAAAAGUAUAACCUGGCAGACGCUUCAGGCUGUCAACUUCUGCCACAAACAGAAUUGCAUCCACAGAGACGUCAAGCCAGAGAAUAUUCUCAUCACCAAGCAUCAAGUCAUCAAACUCUGCGACUUUGGGUUCGCCAGGAUACUCACUGGGCCAUGUGACUACUACACCGACUACGUUGCGACCCGCUGGUAUCGCGCCCCCGAACUGCUAGUGGGAGACACUCAGUACGGCCCCCCGGUGGACGUGUGGGCAAUCGGUUGCGUGUUCGCUGAGCUCCUGUCGGGGACGCCUCUGUGGCCCGGGAAGUCGGACAUGGAUCAGCUGUACCUGAUCAUAAAGACCCUCGGAGAUCUGAUUCCUCGACACCAGCAGGUCUUCAGCAACAACCAGUUCUUCUGUGGAGUAUCCAUUCCAGAGCCACAACAGAUGGAAUCUUUGGAGCAAAAGUAUCCAAACCUCUCACCUCAAACUCUGAGCCUGAUGAAGGGCUGUCUGCGGAUGGACCCGUCUGAGCGGCUGACCUGUGAGCAGCUCCUCCAGCAUCCGUACUUCGACAGCCUGAGAGAAAGAAACGAGAGCACAUCUCGACAGCAGGACCGCUCCGGCAACAAAAGGACACGUUUACCUCGCAGACACGUACCCCCCGGGUAUUUGCCACAGUUGACCAGCAGCGGCUUCUUUCCAGCUCUGGACAAUAAGAGGUACUACAACAACCUGCGCAAAUUCAACUAUCACCUACCGAACAUCUAAUCCCGCUGGUCCUGAUCCGAGUCCAACCACCACCAAGAGCUCAGUAACGUGACGCAUACUCCAGUAGCACUUUUUAAACACAUUUAAUGAAGCUCCAACCACUUUUUACGAGGUGUAUCACAUGAGGUGUCUCUAGCAUCUCUCUUGUUGAUGUCAGUCUAUGCACUAUUCCCAGCAGGUCAUGUUGGUUUAUGUAUGUCGCCGUCGUUUCAGGCUGAUUUUGUAUAGAGACAAGAAGCAGUGAGCUGCUCCGCUCGUAGCUGCACAGGAGACUGAAGGUAAAACUCCAAUGUACUGCCUUGCCUGGUUUGCCAAAUGUAUUUUUAUAUAAUGACGGGCUUUAUAAGAGCAACUUGUUUGUUGUUUAUUUUAGUAAGUUAUAAUGCAGGACGUGAAGUUAAACUGCUCGUGAGCGUUUCAGAAAAUCUUAUUUAUUGACAUUAGGAGUGAAUACAGACAUAAACAUCCUUUAUCCCACUUUCACGAACAUUUAUUAGCAGCAGUCACACUGUACUCAACGUCUAUGGAAUAUUGGUGCUAAGGAUGUUUUCAGCCAUCUGUUUAUCCUCAGAUAUUUUAUGAUGAAUGCCAAAAUAAUCUAAAAAGAAAAGAUGUAAAUUACUCUUAAAAUAAACCUUUUCAAUUGCUUUCUCUAUGUACACACAUAUGGAGUUACCUUGAAUAAAUAUCAAAGUGAACUAGU
Messenger RNA from Oreochromis aureus, 1990 nucleotides. It is a transcript of the gene cdkl1, whose product is annotated as cyclin-dependent kinase-like 1 (CDC2-related kinase). Gene Ontology annotation, biological process: protein phosphorylation. Gene Ontology annotation, cellular component: nucleus. The record is from RefSeq and is a predicted model, not a curated record. Lineage: Eukaryota; Metazoa; Chordata; Actinopteri; Cichliformes; Cichlidae. Gene Ontology annotation, molecular function: cyclin-dependent protein serine/threonine kinase activity; ATP binding. The transcript is spliced from 10 exons. Bases 229 to 1287 code for a protein of 352 amino acids.